GUCCCAGCGAGGCAACUCCGCCUCUCAGUCCCCAGCCACAGGGGGAAAGGCGCUAGUACCAGGCAAGUACCCGCUCGGAGAAUCCAGCGCCCGAAUGGCAUUCAGAAACUGAACUCUCACAAAACAUUAUUGGCAAAGGCCACCGACUUCUUUCUCGCCGCUUCCAAAGUUACAGAAAGAAAAUGUGAAGUCGUUGUAUCGUUUUGAGGAAGUACAGAGAGAGAGAGGAGGGUGGGGGCUCAAAUAACGAGGAAAAUACUUCAUCCCAAAUGACUGUCUACUGAAAUAACGUUAAGUUGGAUUCCGCUGGGAGCUUUACUCAGUGCCAUGGCCGUGAGAGGGCAAGAGCAGUGGCCGGUGCCAAUGAGAGCAAUUGGUGCCCAGAACCUGCUCACCAUGCCAGGAGGGAUCACCCAGUCCGGCUACCUUCACAAGAAAGGGGCUUCUCAGUGGAAGAUCAUGAAGUGGCCUCUGCGGUAUGUGAUCAUUCACAAAGGCUGCAUCUACUACUUCAAGUCCAGCACUGCUGCCAUUCCACAAGGUGCCUUCUCCUUGAACGGCUACAACAGGGUUAUGAGGUCAACAGAGGAAACAACAUCAAACAACGUGUUCCCCUUCAAAAUCAUUCACGUGAACAAGAAACACAGAACCUGGUACUUCUCCGCAGCGUGUGAGGAGGAGAGAAAGAAGUGGAUGAAGUGUUUGCGAGAAGAAAUUGACCGGUACCACGAGAAAGUGGAGUCGCUAGGAAAUCUGAGCGACAACAGUGACACAGAGAAUUUUUACGGCGCAGUUGAACGACCUGUCCAAAUAAAGUACAAUUCUCUGGAGUCAGAAGCUGGAGAUUAUGCAGAAGAUGAUGAGGAAGAUGAAGAUGACUACAUGAAACCAGAUGCACCUCAGGACAGCCCAGAGCCAGAAGAUUGCCAACCGGCGUUGAAACUUCAUCCAGUCUCAUCUGAAAUGAGCGGCGUGAAGUCACCACCUCCUCCCCUACCUCCCAGUCCGAGACUGCACUCACAUGGCUUAGCAGCUGGGACAGAGGGUUCACCGGAAGCUUUGCCCUUGCCUUCCCAUGAAAAUAAUGCAUCCCAGAGACGUGUGCCUCCCGCUAUUUCAGCAGGCUGCCCAACACCCCCUCCCAUUCACUCAAAGCCCACCCUGAGUGAACUGGAGCAUCGCAAAAAAACGGUGGAAGUCCCAAAUGCCUGCGUGAAGAGCAGAAGUAACUUUUCAUUGGAUUUGAAUAAGCAGUUGCAACACGUAAUGGGAAAUAGGGAACUGUUGCGCGUUUCAACUCCUCAAUCGCCUUCACACAGAGGACCUACAACAGGACCACCUCCAGUGCCUCUGCAUAAAGGAUCUAUUGGUGGGUCCCCUCUUAUGCCUCCCCACAAAGGAUCAAGUGGUGGACCUCCAGUGCCUUCCCACAAAGGAUCGAGCAGUGGACCUCCAUCGCUUUACCGCAAAGGAUCGAGUGGUGGACCUCCUCCAUUGCCUUCCAUCAAACGAUCUAGUAGUGAAUCUUUUGCAGCGCUUUCCCACAAAGGAUCGUUUGGUGGACCUCCUCCACUCACUUCCAUCAGCAAAUAUAGUGGUGGACCUCCCCCAGUUCCUUCCAUCAAAGGAUCUAAUAGUGGACCUCCUCCAGUUCCUUCCACCAAAGGAUCUAGUGGUGGACCUCCUCCAGUUCCAUCCAUCAAAGGAUCUAGUGGUGGACCUCCUCUAGUUCCAUCCAUCAAAGGAUCUAGUGGUGGACCUCCUCCAGUUCCAUCCAUCAAAGGAUCUAGUGGUGGACCUCCUCCAGUUCCAUCCAUCAAAGGAUCUAGUGGUGGACCUCCUCCAGUGCUUUCCAACAAAGGAUCUAGUCAUUCAGUGCCGAUGAACAAAUCAACAUUGUCACAAAUACCAACUCAAGCUGAAAUGAUUAAACAUAAACUAUAUAAGCCAGACUUGUUACCAAAAGCAGCUACCAAUGUUCCAAAACCACCACCUGUUUCAGCCAAGCCUAAAGCUGUAAAGCACAACACACUUCCCUUACAACGUUCGUCACCCGAUGGACAAAGUUUUCGCUCUGUUCUCCCGGAAAAACCGCUUCCUCGAUCUCGUUCUCAAUCCCAACCUCUGGAGCUGAUUCACCCGUCUGAUGAAGAAGAUGAUGAUGAUAACGAUUACGAGAGCGUACAGCUACCAGACUCUGUGUUUCUGAAUACAACAGAAUCGAAUGAUGUUGAGAGGUUGUUCAUAUCUUCAAGUCCCGGCAACAAACCAGCGAAUGGAUUGUACUGCAUUAGGAAUUCUUCAAAGUCUGGGCAGGUUCUAGUUGUAUGGGAUGAUUCAGAGAAGAAAGUGAGGAACUACAGAAUAUUUGAAAAGGAGUCCAAGUUCUAUUUAGAAAGUGAGAUAAAGUUCAUGUGCCUCCCGAGCAUGGUUGAAUUUUAUUACAACCACACACUGCCAAUCCAUGAAAAACUGUAUCUUAAGGCACCCUACGGACCCAGAAACCCACCCUGAUACCAUCAGCUUGCUUUCUCCACAACCGACUCGUUUUUAUGACUUGAAACAAAGUGAAAUAGGAUAAUUUAAAAGCUGCACAUCUGGAGUUUGGAGACUCUUGCACAUCUACAAGAAGGGAGAUAGAACAGAUUGGUGGUACGCCCUCAUUCCUGAAGAGCUAUGUAUCUCAAUUCAUUAUCGACAUGCUUGGAGAGACCCUGGCAGUGGAGUCUGCCGAGCCACCGCUGCUUGCCCACCGAAGACCAGAGACAGGGAGGAAGGUGCCAGCCACGAUGAUGGACGUGAUGGGAGAGGAGUGAGGCUGGUAGGAGAGGGAACUGGGACCAGGGUCUGGCCUACUACGUCUUCAAGGUCAGCUGCGGGAGGCGGCCCCGGAGCACAAAAGUGGACGGGCAAGGAGAGGACGUCAGCUGCUGGUCAGUUGAGGAAGGUAACAGCUGGAGGCUUGAAUCAGCAUGGAGUUUGCCUGAAUCGGGCACCGCUCAUAAGAACUGGAGCGUGGACUAGACUUGGAAAAUGGUGCUAACACAUGGCGACUCUUGCAUGCGUUAUCAGUCGGCCAUUUCUAUACAAUUGCUAAUCGAGGAUGUGCUUAGGUAUGUCAAUAUUCUACUGGACUAUUUGUAAGAAAAUAAUUUCACCGUGAGAUUGCACGUCGUACAAGUGAUAAUAACCGUUGAACCAUUGAACCAGUUGAACCAUUGAAGAGGAAACAGCUGUCAAACCAAACUCCUAUUGUUUCUUCCCCCUUCUUCUCCGCUCCCUGACAACACAACCAAGAUAGCUGUGAGAGAGAUUGAGUCAAACAUCCACCUUAGAAUAACAAAUAAUAUUGAACUUUGUCUACAUUACAUUAAUUUAAGAGAAUUAUAUCGUGGAGGGAUAACAUCGAAAUAUACAUAUUGUUAAUUAUUUAGAAAUUGUAAAUAGAUGUUUUUUUUAAUGGAAAUAAACUAUUUUUGACAUGC
This is a messenger RNA of Amblyraja radiata (thorny skate), 3485 nucleotides long. RefSeq names its product SH3-domain binding protein 2 (gene sh3bp2). The coding region runs from base 328 to 2514 and encodes 728 amino acids. NCBI's taxonomy places the organism in Eukaryota, Metazoa, Chordata, Chondrichthyes, Rajiformes, Rajidae. Gene Ontology annotation, molecular function: SH3 domain binding. The transcript is spliced from 13 exons. The record is from RefSeq and is a predicted model, not a curated record. Gene Ontology annotation, biological process: signal transduction.